AUGAUGGCCGAUACAAUCCCAUCUAUCGGUCUUUGGCUACUUCAUCCCGCCUUCACAUUGGGUUCUCUUUCGGCUCAGAUUAAGCCAAUUGCCCAGCAACAAUGGGGAAACGCGAUGACGAUGUGGCUUCCAGCCGUCGCCCUACUUCUUGGCUCUCUUCCAUGGCGCAUGGUCUCGAGUCGUCUUAUCGAAGACUUCGUGACCCUUUCAGAUCUCGAUACUGUGCACUUUGUGCACAUCACGUCGCCUCGAUGGAAAAAGCGUCUACUGUUGGUCAUGAGCACUACCGCUAUUCCACUUUCAGUUGGUGUCCUUGCGUUUCACCUGGUUAAAGACGGAAUCCAAGGAGAUUCAGUCCCAUCGGAUGUAGUUGCGCUGAUGAGUUGGGCGUACUCAUCAAUCUAUAUUGUGCGGAAUGAUAUUACGCGGCCUCCUGGUGGCUUGAUGCUGAUAUGGCUCAGCCGGAUUAUCGCGGAUUUGUCGAUUCUUGUGAUUGAAUGGCUCCGAGGCGUGUCUAUGGCCUGGCCAUUGCUUGUUACCGCUAUCCUGGCUGUCGCUGCGAUCUGUGUAGCAGGAACAUACCCUCUCGCUCCCGUCUUGCCAGCCAAAAAUGUGGCAAAACCUGGAUCAUUCGCAUUAUUCCAACAGCAACCGACGAUGAGCGAGACGUGCCCGGAGGACGCGACCACACUUUGGGGUUGGAUGACCUUUGGAUUUGUCGAGCCCCUAAUUCAAUUGGCUGGCAAACGUACCUUGACUGAGGCCGAUGUUUGGCAACUUUCACCAUUCUUUCAACACCAUAACAUAUUUCAAAAAUUCUUGAUAUCACCCAUGACCGGCAAGGAGCCCAAAGGUUGGAUCCUUCGGCGACUUGUACGUUGGAAUAAGAUCGAUUUGAUGAUCGAACUCUUCACCGAGCUUUGGUCCACAGUAGUGAGCUUUGUUGCCACCUACGCUCUCAAGCGUAUACUGGACGCUCUUGCAGCGGGUGGUCAAAGAGAGGAGGCAGCGACUUGGGCAGCUGUCCAUUUCUUAUGUAACCUCAGUUUUGCUCAAUUUGACCUUUUCGGGAGGUGGCACAGCCGCCAGACCCCUAUCAUGAUCACCAACUGGCCAAAACAACAAUUAUGUUUGCCUAGUGUCUCAAAUCCUGCCUGUGAAAUUUCAGAGCGAUGCUACGAACGAACACGUGGUCAACUCUUCAGUAUUCUGCAUCACAAAGCGCUUCGUCGCAAAGAUAAAAGUACACUGGCUAAAGCGAUCGCGAACUCGAAGAAGGAGCAAGAGGAAGCGGAGAAGAGCAAUGCGAACAUCGGAAAGAUAUCAAAUCUUAUGGGCGGUGACGCAUAUGUCGUAGCCGAACGUUUUUGGGGGUUUGCGGCUGUAGUCACCUCACCAUUGAAGCUGGCUCUAUCGCUCAUCUUCCUCUACAAGUUGCUGGGAAUUAGUGCGCUGUUAGGCAGCUCUAUGGUUGCACUUGCCUACUUAUUAAAUUGGCCACUGAUCAAAUUUGAUGUGAUGCAAAUGAGACCAUCCAGUGUAACUCCAAUCCGAUUCUUAAAGUAUAUGGGAUGGGAAAAUUUGUGGGCAGGUCGCGUGGAAGAAGCACGUAGACUUGAGCUGAAACUACGAGUCAAACAGAUGAUACUUUCUACUGUGAUCUCUUUCAUCUGGAUUUGGGUUCCAACAGCGAUUCUCUUGGUCUCUUUUUGGUCACUCACGAGCUUCUUCGGUCGACCGCUUACCGUCAGUAUUGCGUUUACAUCAAUCUCGCUAUUCUCUCAACUUCAAGGAGCUCUAAGGGCACUUCCGAAUCAAAUAACAUCUUGGCUUAGAGCGUAUGUGUCUGUCAAACGUAUUGAGGAUUUCUUAUCAGAGGAAGACGUACCACAAUGGGUCUGCGGUAUCAACGAUCCUGGCCGCGUGGCCAUUCCAACUGGCCAGAUAAACUUUUGCGAUGAAGCUAUUUUCGCUUGGUCGAAUCAGGCUGAUAGUUUCCGGAUUGGCCCACUCUCUCUCGAGUUGCCUGUGGGACGCCUCACACUGGUAACUGGACCCACUGGGUCUGGUAAGAGUACAUUCCUUGCUGCGAUCCUUGGUGAAAUCGACUGCGUGGAAGGUCGAGUUGAGGUUGAGAAAGCUGGAGGCGCAGUAGCUUACGCAUCUCAAAAUCCUUGGCUUGAAUCCAUGACCAUUCGAGAUAACAUUCUCUUCGAAACGACCAUGGACACAACUCGUUAUGAAUCCGUAAUAGAUGCAUGUGCUUUAAGGCAAGAUCUAGCCAUAUUCCCCCACGGAGAUCUCACAGAGAUUGGUGAGAAGGGCAUAAGUCUCUCGGGCGGGCAGAAGGCAAGGAUUGCACUUGCUCGUGCACUCUAUUCAAGAGCUAAGACUGUUCUUCUUGAUGAUCCACUCGCUGCUGUGGACAUGUUCACCGCGCGCAAGUUAGUCGAUGAUGGUCUGCGCAGCUCUCUUCUCAAAGAUCGCACCGUUAAUCAGGUUCUGGUCACCCAUCACAUUCGGCUAUGUCGCUCCGCUGCCGACUUUGUCCUUGAGUUACGCGAUGGUAAAGUUGUAUAUGCCGGCCCUCCCUCGGGGUUCGAGCAAUCUUCAGCAGAAGAAGUUGACGAUAAUGUCUCGGGUGCUCAAGAUAGUGAAGAAGUAUCAGAAACCGAGACGAUAAACACAACCUCUCUGAAAAAAGUAAUUACCCCAGAAGGCGAAACUACAGGUGGAAAUAACUUGAUUGAGCCUGAGAAAAGAUCUGAAGGUCGUGUGACAGGUUCGACCUAUCGAACGUAUUUCCGUGCAGCCGGCUUCAGGUAUUGGUUCAUGCUGGUCAUAUUGGUCGUGUAUACAAGAUUAAGUGCAUUUGCUGUUCAGUGGGCUCUAAAAACCUGGGGAGAAGCCUAUCCACCAAAAGUUAUCGCUUCCUUCCAUUGGCCCGAUAUAACAUCCGGUUUUCCGAGCCCAGACUUGGAUGUACAUCCUUGGCUGAACCUAUACUUGAUAAUCAGUAUCAACAGUGGAUUGGCGAUUCUUAUCGGGCUAUGCGUUGGGAAUUUUAUUGCGCUUAAGGCGUCUAGAAACCUUUUCUCUGCGAUGUUAAUCAGAGUUGUAAGGGCACCCACAAGAUGGUAUGACGUCACACCCACUGGUCGAAUUCUGAAUAGGUUUGUUUCAGAUAUUGAUACAGUCGAUUUCUCUUUGCAAGGCACAGCAGAGGGUGCGAUCAGAGGGGUCAUUGGAUUUCUUGUCUCCCUGGGAAUUGUAAUUUGGGUGGUUCCCAGCUUCACGCCAUUGGCGAUUGUGAUCGCAUGGCUUUACAUCCGACUUGCACCAGCGUAUGUGAAGGUGGCCAGAGAUCUCAGGCGACUUGAAUCAGUCUCAAGAAGUCCAAUGUUUCAAAACUUUUCAAAUCUGAACUUUGGAAACGCUCAAAAACAGUUACUGCAUGGAAUACAAUCAAUUCGGGCGUAUGCUGCAGAGGCCAGAUACCAAAAUCUAUUCUACAAAGCCUGUGACACCUUUCAAACUAUGGAUCAUCAUUAUUGGUUGGCCAAUUUUUGGCUUAUGUGGCGCUAUGACUGUUUGGGUUCCGUGGUGGUUUUCCUCACAACGAUAUUCGCACUCGUCUCUGGCGUAGAUGAGGGAUAUGCUGCCAUCAGCGUGGUGCAGGCAGAGAUGUUCGCGUCCGCAACAAGAGCCUUAGUGUCGGUAUUUGCUCAAGUAGAACUAGAUUUCAACGCCAUCGAACGGGUUACCGAGUAUCUAAAAAUACCUCAAGAAGCACCUGCAAUAAUCGAAGAGGCUCGUCCACCGGCUUAUUGGCCUUCCGAUUCAUCUGGACUGAUUGUCGAAGGUCUCGUUGUCAGAUAUGCACCACAUCUUCCUGCUGCCCUAAAGGGUCUUUCGUUCAGCAUUGCGCCAAACCAGAAAGUGGGAGUGGUAGGUAGAACUGGCUCAGGUAAAUCCACUUUGGCCAUGUCUCUUUUGAGAAUCAUCGAAGCGGAGAAAGGUCAAAUCAUCCUGGACGGGAUAGAUGUGUGUCGAAUUGGUUUGGACGACCUUCGUACCCGAAUCACUGUUGUCAGUCAAGAUGUGACUUUGUUCGAAGGAUCUGUGAGGACCAACUUGGAUCCGCUAAAUCUCCAUAGUGAUGAAGAGAUGUGGGAAGUGUUAAGGAAAUGUAACCUGGCCAGUGUGAGACUAGAAGUUCCGGUGGACGCUGGUCAUGAUGAUGCAUUGAUAGACAGCUUGGAUAUGAGAUUGAGUGAAGGUGGGAAUAGUUUCAGUGCCGGUCAACGUCAGUUGUUGGCAUUGGCUCGAGCAAUGUUGAGGGAGAGUAAGGUGGUGAUCAUGGAUGAAGCUACUUCUUCGAUAGAUUUGGUGACGGACAAUAAAAUACAAUGUACCAUUCGGGAAUGCAUGAAAUCAUCAAUGGUGAUCACAAUAGCUCAUAGACUUCUGACAGUCAUAGAUUAUGACAAGAUUCUCGUCUUAGAAGAAGGAAAGAUUGUGGAGUUUGAUACGCCAAAAAACCUGUUGGCGAGAAAAGAUGGUCACUUCAGAAUAUUAUGUGAGAUGAGCGCUGAUGCGGAUAUCUUGUUUGAGAGACCAUCUGCGUCUAAUCAGGAGGUUUACAUUUAG
Molecule: messenger RNA, 4650 nt
Organism: Melampsora larici-populina 98AG31
Lineage: Eukaryota; Fungi; Basidiomycota; Pucciniomycetes; Pucciniales; Melampsoraceae
Exons: 35
Coding region: 1-4650 (1549 amino acids)
Biological process (GO): transmembrane transport
Cellular component (GO): fungal-type vacuole; membrane
Molecular function (GO): ATP binding; ATP hydrolysis activity; ABC-type peptide transporter activity
Source: RefSeq, a predicted model, not a curated record